Messenger RNA from Papaver somniferum (opium poppy), 534 nucleotides. RefSeq lists its product as uncharacterized. Lineage: Eukaryota; Viridiplantae; Streptophyta; Magnoliopsida; Ranunculales; Papaveraceae. The record is from RefSeq and is a predicted model, not a curated record. The coding region runs from base 1 to 534 and encodes 177 amino acids. Gene Ontology annotation, molecular function: catalytic activity. The transcript has a single exon.
AUGCGUAUUUUCUUAUGGAACAUCAAUGGCAUUGUGCGAGAAGAAGCACAAUGUAAACUGAAAGAAUUAGUUAAAGAAUUCAAGUCGGAUAUUAUCGGAAUUGCUGAACCAAGGGUGUAUCUUUCAUCUAGGUCCAUGUGUCGUUUCCAGGUUGAUGGCUUUAAUAAUAGUAUUAUUCAUAAUUCUACUGUAACUACUAUUGGGAAUUUAUGGGUUAUGUGGUCUAUGAAUCUGCCGGAGCCAGUGGUGUUGAAUGUGUCUAGACAGGCUAUUACAAUAUCCGUGGAAGUUUUUUAUAUUUCUUUGGUUCAUGUCAGUUCUAUUCAGGACACAAGGAGAAAUCUUUGGAGACAAUUGAAUAUCGGUGCUCAACAAGUUCCGUGGUUGGUUAUUGGCGAUUUUAAUUUUGUUUUGUGCAAUGUAGAGAAGAAGGGUGGUGCUACACCUAGGACAACAGUGGUAAAUGAAUUUAGUGACUGGAUGGAUGACAAUAGCCUCUUUGAGGCUGGUUCAUUGGGUUGCAAUUUUAAUUAG